This is a messenger RNA of Clarias gariepinus (North African catfish), 1611 nucleotides long. Its product is annotated as cytochrome P450 2F2-like. Gene Ontology annotation, biological process: xenobiotic metabolic process. The transcript has 9 exons. Gene Ontology annotation, molecular function: iron ion binding; heme binding; oxidoreductase activity, acting on paired donors, with incorporation or reduction of molecular oxygen, reduced flavin or flavoprotein as one donor, and incorporation of one atom of oxygen. Lineage: Eukaryota; Metazoa; Chordata; Actinopteri; Siluriformes; Clariidae. Gene Ontology annotation, cellular component: cytoplasm; intracellular membrane-bounded organelle. The coding region runs from base 21 to 1493 and encodes 490 amino acids. The record is from RefSeq and is a predicted model, not a curated record.
ACAGCAGGACAACAGUCAUCAUGCUGGGUUCUUGGAUUCUGGUUGUGUUUUGUGUCUGCCUCCUCUUCUUUUUCAUCAGGAUUCAGAGGCCCAAGAACUUCCCUCCAGGACCAAGACCAAUUCCUAUAUUGGGGAACUUGUUUCAUUUUAACAUCAAAAAUCCUUUGAAAGACUUUGAGAAGUUGGCUGAGCAAUAUGGAAACAUUUACAGCCUGUAUAUUGGUACAAAACCAGCUGUUGUUCUUAAUGGUUUUAAAACCAUAAGAGAAGCUCUGGUGAUGAAAUCUGGAGACUUUUCAGGACGCCCGCAGAGCCUAUCUAUGGAUGUAACUAAAGGAAAAGGAGUCAUAAUAGCUGAUUAUAGUCUUCACUGGAAAGAGCAUCGGCGCUUUGCUCUCAUGACCCUAAGAAACUUUGGUUUGGGAAAACAGUCUAUGGAGAACAGGAUUCUGGGGGAAAUUGAGCAUCUUAUUACAAAAUUGGAGAAACAUGCUGGAAGUUCAAUCUCACCUCAGACUUUGUUCCACGAUGCUGCAUCAAAUAUCAUCUACCUAGUUUUGUUUGGCACCCGCUAUGAAUACGGUGAUGAAACACUUAAAGCGUAUGUUCGACUGUUUACUGAAAACACAAAGCUUGCUCAAGGACCUUGGGCGAUGAUCUAUGAUGCACUUCCUGUGGUGAGGUCCUGGCCCCUUCCCUUUAAAAAAGGAUUUCAUAAUUACAGCAGACUUGAAACCUUGACAGCCAACAUGAUCAACAAGCACAAGACAACAAGAGUCCCAGGAAAACCAAGAGAUUUUGUUGACUGCUAUCUGGAUGAACUUGAGAAGAGUGACAAUGAAUCCACUUUAAGUGAAGAAAACCUUGUGUCAUAUAUCAUUGAUCUACAUGUAGCUGGAACUGAUACCACAUCCAACACACUCCUUACAGCGAUUCUCUACCUCAUGGUUCAUCCAGACAUACAGAAGAAAUGCCAGCAAGAGAUUGAUGAGGUUAUGGAGGGAAAAUCUCAGGCAUCCUUCGAGGACAGACACAACAUGCCAUACACACAGGCUAUGAUUCAUGAGUGUCAGCGCAUUGCCAUUACUGUCCCUCUGAGUGUGUUCCACUGUACCACAAGAGAUACUGAAUUGAUGAACUACACCAUACCAAAGGGAACAAUGAUCAUCCCCAACCUGUCCUCAGUGUUAAGUGAAGAAGGCCAGUGGAAGUUUCCUCAUGAUUUUAACCCAUCAAACUUUCUAAAUGAUGAAGGGCAGUUUGAGAAACCUGAGGCCUUCUUGCCCUUUUCUGCUGGGCCUCGUGUGUGUCUUGGAGAAGGAUUGGCUCGCAUGGAGCUCUUCCUCUUCUUGGUUACUCUCCUGCACCGCUUUCAAUUUGUUUGGCCUGAAGAUGCAGGAGAACCAGAUUUCACUCCUGUGUUUGGAAUAACAGUUACACCCAAACCAUACAGGAUGAAAGUCAGGCUGAGACAGCCAUCUAGACACAUAUAGAACCAGUCUGCAAAUUGGAAACUUAUUCUUUAAGGAACAAUCCUGUGUUAAUUCACAUGUAAAAACUGUUCUAGUAUUAAAUGUUAUGUUUUGAUGAAAGUGUUUAUUGGCUGUUUUA